Molecule: messenger RNA, 2390 nt
Organism: Gasterosteus aculeatus aculeatus (three-spined stickleback)
Lineage: Eukaryota; Metazoa; Chordata; Actinopteri; Perciformes; Gasterosteidae
Gene: dhodh
Product: dihydroorotate dehydrogenase
Biological process (GO): 'de novo' pyrimidine nucleobase biosynthetic process; pyrimidine ribonucleotide biosynthetic process
Cellular component (GO): mitochondrial inner membrane; cytoplasm
Molecular function (GO): dihydroorotate dehydrogenase activity
Source: RefSeq, a predicted model, not a curated record
CCGCGCCGGACUGAAAUAUCGCGACACAAUGUGGCGGAAGCGGAUGCCGCGCGCGUUUGUGUAACCAUCCAAUGCCCUUUAAUGCGGUGACACAACUGCACCCAUGGCGGGACAUCUGAAGAAGCAGCUGAAAGAUGCAGUGAAGGUCAUCGGUUCCGGUAGCCUUCUGUUUGCCUCCUACCUCACUGCCGUCGGAGACGAGCGUUUCUAUGCCAAUCAGCUGAUGCCCUUGCUGCAGAGGAUGGUGGGAGCCGAGACGGCUCACGUGUUGGCUGUGAAGAUGAUCGGUCUGGGUCUGGUUCCUCUGAACCGCUACCAGGACCCCGCAUCAUUGGAAGUGAACGUCCUGGGACUCAAGUUUAGAAACCCGAUUGGGAUUGCGGCGGGCUUCGACAAGCACGGGGAGGCCGUAGACGGGUUGUACAAGGUGGGAUUUGGCUUUGUUGAAGUGGGCACUGUCACUCCUGAACCCCAGGAGGGGAACCCCAAACCCCGCGUGUUCCGACUCACCCCAGAUCGUGCCAUCAUUAACAGAUAUGGGUUCAACAGCUGUGGUUUGGCAGAAGCUGAGCAGAGGCUCGGGGGCAGGAGAGACCUGCAGCAAGAGCACAGAGAAGCUGGCCUUCCCCUCGGCAUCAACCUGGGGAAGAACAAGUUGUCCCAGGACGCAGGGGCAGAUUACUUGCAGGGGGUGAGAGUGCUCGGCCCGCUGGCUGACUACCUGGUGGUCAACGUCAGCAGCCCAAAUACGCCCGGACUCCGGGAUCUACAGGGGAAGGCUGAGCUGCGGCAGCUCCUGCAUACGGUGUUGAAGGAGCGUGAUGCGCUGCAGGGAGAACGCAAACCCCCGGUCCUGGUGAAGAUCGCUCCUGACCUCACUUCCCAGGACAAACGAGACAUUGCUGAUGUCGUCACUGAGCUGGGAGUGGACGGUUUAAUGGUGUCGAACACGACGGUGUCCAGACCAGAAACACUUCAGCAUUCAAGCAAGUCUGAGGUCGGCGGUCUGAGUGGCCAGCCGCUCAAAGACCUCUCUACCAGCACCGUGCGGGAGAUGUACAACCUCACUAAAGGUAAAGUACUGAUUGUUGGAAUCGGUGGUGUGGCCAGCGGGCAGGAUGCUAUGGAUAAGAUCCGUGCCGGUGCUUCACUGGUUCAGCUUUACACAGCUCUCACCUACCAGGGCCCACCCGUAGUGACGAAGAUAAAGCGAGAAUUGGAACAGCUCCUUAAAGAACAAGGUUUCAGUGGCGUAUCGGAGGCUGUCGGAGCAGAUCACAGGGGAGCAGACAAGUAGACCCGGCCCGCUGAAGGAGAUGCUCGAUGUCGCUGUAGACACACAGCACCUGUAGCCACCGUGGGAGCGGCAACCUUUCCUGAACUGGAAUGAAUCCUGAAUAAUUGUCCAGCCAUCUGACAUGAUUUCAGUAUGACAUAUGGUCUCAGCUGCUAUUAUAUUUUCUCUAAUUGUGAUGAGAAAACGUUGAAGGGCAUCUCACCUUUACUUCCUUUGUAGUAAAGUUGGUAAUGGAAAGUCUUUGACGUUGUAUUAAGAAGCUCAGGUGUGUUUGUCUCUAUGUCAGACGUUCAUCCUUUGUUACAGUGUAACAGAAAAAAGUGUCACGUCCAACAAUCUAAUACACAGGUUGCAACUAAGAAAAGAAAUACAUGAAGUCAAAUAAAGUGAGAGAUUGCACAUAAAUAGGAAGAUCCCAUCCAAACACAGAACUUUAUUUAGUUCACAUUUGUUCCAGUGUGCGAGAUUCACAGCUAGGAUCAAACUGUAACUAAUCUGUGAUCAACUCUUGACAAAAUGCUAACAUCUCUAACUGGAGCCUUGCCGUCUUUUAAUUUGUAUUAUUUUCAUAACAUUUACUUCAAGUGUUUUGACAAAUUAAAUAAGUCAUGUGACCUGGUGACCAUUGAUGGACUCCAGAUGAUGAACCACAAUAUUUCACCCUUCAGACUGACAUUUCCUCUCUGCAUUUACACUUCUCAAACAUAUCAGCCAGAUGAGGAUGAUAUUUAUUUACACUUUAACGUUUCCCAGAGGGAGAAUCAUGAUGAAUUUCCUGUCCAAUCCACGAGUCGUCAUGUGUAGAUUAUCACUACAUUUUGCAUUUGCUCAGGGGAAGUCAAGCAGUGUGAACCAUCCUUUUCUCUUUCUGCACAGAAAGACCUCUAAGCUGGUGACAGCAACGUGUUCCGUUGGAGAUUUCUUUGAAAUAAUGUACUGAAAUCUUAAUGUACUUGUAACAUGUGCCGUCCUUUAUGUUUCAUCAGCUUCUUUCCAGUGUGUUUGCGAAGGGUUCUGGCCACACUUUAAUUUAAAAACAUUUUAAGACUAUUGAACCGACCGUACAACUGUAAUAAAAAUACUUUCUGCAAAA